Messenger RNA from Aureococcus anophagefferens, 648 nucleotides. RefSeq lists its product as hypothetical. The record is from RefSeq and is a predicted model, not a curated record. Bases 1 to 648 code for a protein of 215 amino acids. The transcript has a single exon. NCBI's taxonomy places the organism in Eukaryota, Pelagophyceae, Pelagomonadales, Pelagomonadaceae.
AUGGCUGUAAAACUGCUGCUCUGCGCGCUCGUCGCCGGCAGCGUGGCGCUGCGCGUCCCGCGGCGGCGCUUCCUGGCGUCCGGUGCCGCGCUGCCAGGCGCGUGCGCGGCGCGCGUCGCCGGCGCGCGCAACCUGCCGGAAUCGACGGGCGCCAAGGGCGACAACCGCGGCACCGUGGCGGCGCUGGCGCCCAUCGCGCGAGUGGAGGCGUCGCUCGCGGCCGCCGCCGAGGCCGCCAAGACGAAGAAGCUCGACGCCGUCGCGGCCGCGCUCGCCGAGCCGCCCAGGGACGAGAAGAGCUUCAAGCGCCUCUUCGACGAGUACUCGAGCGACGUCUCCUACAAGCAAAAGUACAUGGACAGCAACGCGUUCGUGGUCUAUUAUACGAAGGGCUUCGACGGCAAGGACCGGCCCAACAUCGAGGACGACCCCGCGGCCGAGCGGCAGACGAAGCAGUUCGGCUUCCGCAACGACGCCUGGGCCGCCGUCGACGACGCGCGCGCCGAGGUCGCCUACCUGAAGUCCGAGCCCGCGGAGUCGCCCGCGGAGCUCGUCGCCAUGCUCGGCCGCGCGACCGCGGCCAUGGCGGGCUACCUCGCCCUCGCGCCGCCGGAGGACGUGGCCGCGGCGCGGAAGGCGGGGCGGUAA